Molecule: messenger RNA, 1166 nt
Organism: Patella vulgata (common limpet)
Lineage: Eukaryota; Metazoa; Mollusca; Gastropoda; Patellidae
Product: caspase activity and apoptosis inhibitor 1
Exons: 1
Coding region: 292-1107 (271 amino acids)
Source: RefSeq, a predicted model, not a curated record
UGGUUACCAGGAGGCACGUGAUAUAUUUCAAGAUGUCUGCGCCCAUAACGAUAAACACAGAUGAAUUUUUCUCAGUUUUUGUCAGUAAAACUCCCGUUUUCUAAUCCAUUUCUAAACAUGUUAUUGGGAAAACGCCAUUGAACUUAUAUAGAAGUGGAUUCAAGCUUCUCUUAUUCUUAAGCCACCUUAAUUCAAAAUCGGUCAUCCAUUUGGAAGACUGCGAAGGGAUAUGAACAGUACCAGUCAGUCCAGUGCCACCAUAUUUAUUUUGUUUUAAUCCACGGGAGAAACAUGAGUGCCGCUAAAAUGGUGGCUGACUCUACCCAGUCAGACGAACCACUGACCAAAAAACACAAAAUCACUUUAAAAAAGAACAAGAAAAAUAAACGAAAUACUGAUAAAAAGACUGCCAAAAAAGCAGCAGUUAAAGAGGGAUCUUAUGAUCCUCUUUUGGAUUUAUCAAGAGAUGUUCGUCCAAUUAAAGAUUAUUGUCACAAUAGAUGUGAAAUGUUGGAUGAGAUGUUUCAAUCCGUUAAAGGUUCAAGUUUUACGAUGAUUUUACCAGACGUGCUGCGAGACAUGGAGAUAAAAGAAUUGAAGCACCAGUGUCUGGAACAACUGGAAGUUAUGUCUAAGAAGAGAAUAUGCCGCAUCCUUGCAGGUGAUGAACCAGAUAAUAUAUCGUCAUCAGGUACAGAAGAUGAACUAGAAGUCAGUGUAGUAGAUGACAUGAAAUCUGGAGCAGCAGAUUCAACAUCCAUAUUAUAUACUGAAACUAACGCGAAAGAGGAUAUUUUUACAACAGAUUGUUGUGACAGUGAGAAUUCUACUGAUAAAGAUACUACCAGCAAGCCACUAGAUGAUUCAUCCAGUAGCAACCAGAUAGAUCUCAUAUCAGUUGAUGAUAUUAAGGUAGAACCAGGGUUGGAGGCGACUGUGAAAGAUCCAAUACCAGGAGUCAGUGAAAUCAAAAGUGAUACUAAUAUAAAUAAUGAAUCUAGUGAUAUAAUUCCAAUGUUAACUCAAAAUCACAUGGAGCUACUUGAACUAGAAAUGAGAGCAAGGGCCAUUAAAGCUAUGUUAAGGGCCCAGGAAUCUCAAAGUUGAAUAUUCAUGAAUCUUAUGUAAUGUUUCUUUUUGCUUAUUAAAACGUCUGAUAAAAAAUA